UUGGUCGGAAAACGAUAUCCCAUCGCGCGAGACGGAAUUUCCUCUUGGCCUCAUCGGACUGCCAGAAGAGCCGAGAUCUGAAGAAAUCAAGUCGCUUCCGUACCCCUUUCGGAAUCUCGAAGAACGAUAGUAGGAACAUCGGCAUACUAGUCAGUACCGAGUUAAUCAGCACUAGCCGACCUUCAUAAGACAUAAGCUUGCCCUUCCAGCAACUAAGCUUUUUUUCAAUUCGAUCUUCGAUACACUUCCAUUCUUUAAUGGUUAACUUACGAUGGUGAAUCGGUAUGCCCAAAUAACUAAAUGGUAAAGAACCUAAUUCACACCCCGAACAAUUGUCUAUAAGUGUCUUGCUCGUCUUUGGCCUUCCCAAAGCAGAACAACUCACUCUUGUGAAAGGUUAUCUUUAAACCAGACAAUUGUUCGAAAAGACAUAAUAUAAGUUUCAUAUUGCACGCCUUAGCAAUGUCAUGUUCCAUUAAUAAGAUAGUGUCGUCAGCAUAUUGUAAGAUGGAUACUCCUCCAUCGAGCAGAUGAGGAACUAACCCCUCCACUUGACCAUGCUGCUUGGCCCUGCCAAUAAAAAUGGCCAACAUAUCGGCCACUAUAUCUUUACUCCUUUAAAAGAGCCAGGUGGUGUUGAUGGCCCGUCUGCCCUCUUUGAUGGGAUAGGGAUAAAAAAAUGUGCAGCAGCAAGAGGAACCGCCAUCCUGCCUCUCCAUUACGUGAAGCCACCUCGAACUAAAAAAAAGAAUCUUAAUCGAGUACUACUGUUCUCCCGAAGCACCUGCCAGCACCGGCCUUUCUCCCCCAAAAUCUGUCCGCCUCGUCUCUCCCAUCGCCUGCUCUCAUGGCCUCCCCCGAUCCCGUAUCUCUUGCCGCCUCUCACCUCCCCCAAUCCCGUAUCUCUUGCCGCCUCUCUCCUCCAAUCCCACUCCCCGUUCUUCAAACUGUCGAUGCCGCACCGCCAUGCAUAUUACUCCCGGGGUUCCCCAUCCCUUAUGCUCGUUGUUUUCUUCUCUGCCUCCCGGAAUACUCAGUUUCCGCUGCCCUGCUCGCUCGCCGUCGCCGGUACUGCCGAGUCGCCCGCUCAACGUCGCCGAAACGAGGAAACUGCAACCCCUGUCGGCGUGUUCGCUCGCCGUGCCAGGAUUGCGUGGAGGCCGCUUACCCUGCCGGCACGCCCGCUCGCCGUCUUCGACCGCUUCGAGGUGGCACCCCCUGCGGGCAAGCUCGGUCGGGAACUGCAGCGCCGCCUCACGAUCGCGCGGACAGUUCGUCUUGGUCUGCGCUGCCUUUUCCCCUUCAAAAGACCGAUAUGGCUAAAUUAUGUAUAAUUCAGAAUUUCAAAUGCUGCUACAGUGUCUGUUAUUGUCAGAUAAUGCUUGGAAAAAAGUCUAUAAAACAUGCUCUUUGCACCUAUUAUAGCAACAGACAUGUGUACCAAUUCCGCAGGCUGUUGCAAACGGGGGCACUAGAAAGUAGAAACUAGCAAAGUUGCCAAAGAUCACUGAUUCUGAUAUUACAUUAACCAAAAGAACUUCUAGAGGGAGGAGGCCACACCAAAAGAACAAUUAAUUUUUUUCUUUUUUUUCGAAAAUGGGGGACUCCCCGGCCUCUGCAUCAGAACGAUGCAUACAGCCAAGAAAAAAAGAACAAUUAAUGAGUUGAGAAAUGUGAAUGAGCGCUUGAUCCCAUUGUUCCCUGCGUUUAUUCCUUUUGACAGAGUUUGGGAGUUCACCCUAGAUAAUGAUACACAUGUUGAUGUUAUUGGCAUGGUUUUAUUUGUAAGUUCUAUGGGAUAUAAAGACGGUUUCUACAAUCGGAGGAUCCCAGUGAGAAAUAUUGUUCUGCUAGAUGACACGUAUGUGUAUCUUAUGAUUUUCAGUUAUCGAAAUGAUUUGGUGACUAAUAAUCUAAGUGCACGGGAAAAACUCGCCCAGGAGCGUAUAAUUGUCGUGGCAACAAUGUUACGUGCAGAGCGCAUCGAUCGUGGCCUGCAUACUACAGACUUAAGUAGGAUGCACUUUAACCCGAACAUCACAGUAGUGCGUGAAUUAAGGCAGAGGAUCAACAAUGAUCUUCCUGGACAAUCACCUCCAUGAAUCAAAAGAAGAUGAAUAAUGGAGUCGUGAAGCAAAAGUGAAGUCUUAGAAUAAUAGGAUAAUGCGUUACUUAAGCUAGGUUAAGCUACUUUUGAACCGUGUUACUUCACUUUGCUUAAUUUUGGGUGUACGGUGCCGUGGACAAUGAUGGGAAGUGCUUUUGUGAUCCGUGUUGUAACUGAAUCUGAGUUUAACUUAUGAAGUGAAAUCUUAAGGUAGUGUAAUGCCAAGACCACUUGAACAACAUAUCAAGUUGGUGUGAUCUCUGGGUAAAGUAAAAUGUAACAGCUUGGAGGCAUGUUGAGUCGCAAAUAGUUGUUCACAUGUGUUAGCUAAGGGUAGAUGUAAUCAAAAUGAAAUGGUGUGUGUGGCUCCAUGUAACUCUCUGAUGUUUGUAGCGUCGUUGAACAAA
Aegilops tauschii subsp. strangulata is the source of this 2514-nucleotide messenger RNA. RefSeq lists its product as uncharacterized. Lineage: Eukaryota; Viridiplantae; Streptophyta; Magnoliopsida; Poales; Poaceae. The record is from RefSeq and is a predicted model, not a curated record.